Molecule: messenger RNA, 1566 nt
Organism: Cucumis sativus (cucumber)
Lineage: Eukaryota; Viridiplantae; Streptophyta; Magnoliopsida; Cucurbitales; Cucurbitaceae
Product: U-box domain-containing protein 33
Exons: 4
Coding region: 252-974 (240 amino acids)
Source: RefSeq, a predicted model, not a curated record
AGCAAGUCAAAAGAAUUUCUUUGGUUUUUUCAUCUCAUCUAUUUGACUUAACCAAAGACAUACAACAAGGGGAAAAAAACAAAUGUUGACAUAACAACGAAGUUGCAGGCCCAUGAUACAAGAGAAUCUAUCCACUUUUUCUCUCUUUUUCUUUUGUAUACUUUCACCCCACUAAAACACAUUGUUGUCAUUUUCAUUCUCAUAUCAGUUCUAGUUGUUACGGAUAGCAAAAGAGAAAGAGAGAGCUAAGAAUGGAAGAGGAUUUUCAAGGGAGACCAACAGAGUUGCAACUGCAAUGUUUCAGUGCAAGGAUCGUGUCGCCAGAGAUCGUUGAGAUCGGAGAGGAAAGUAAGACUAUUAUUAGUAGCAGAGACAGUGCUGCAACCGACGUCUACGUCGCCGUUGGUAAAGAUGAUAUAGAUGUGCUUAAAUGGGCCCUUAAUCAUGUCGUCUCACCAGGUUGUUGUGUCUUUCUCGUCCAUGUUUUUCCUCUUCUCACCUACAUCCCUACACCAGUUGGAAGAUUAGCAAGAAGCCAACUGAGCCGAGAACAAUUAAGAGUGUAUAUCAAUGAAGAAAACAAUAGAAGGAGAAAUUUGUUGCAGAAAUACAUCCGCUUAUGCACUGAUGCCAAGGUAACAGUAGACACAUUGCUUCUAGAGAGCAAUACAACAACCAAAGCAAUCCUUCAACUAAUUCCAGUGCUCAAUAUCACAAAUUUGGUCAUAGGGACUAAAAGACCUCUUUCCACUAGGCUAUUAGGGAAAAGAAUGAGGACAGGAGAGAUAGUGAAAAAGAAAGCACCAGAAUUUUGCGAGGUCAGCAUUGUUUAUGAAGGCAAAAAAUUGGAUGAACAUCAACAGCAAAUGGGUUUGCUUACUUCUUCACAAAAUUCCGACUGCAGGCCCCGUGGCUACAGGAAGAAUUUGUUUGACUGGGUUUGCUUAACAAGCAGUUCUGGUUGCCAUUGUUAAUCCAAUGAACAAAGCAAGACGAGGAUCACAGAUAAGAUCCGAUCAUACUAUUAUGUAAAAUUAAGUUAUUAGGAUUAUACGCUAUAAUAUUACUACGUUAUCAUAUUACGUAAUUAUAGUUAUAUUAUUAUAUUAUUACGUAAAAUUGCUUUCCCUUUUCCAUAAGGAAUAUGGAAAAAGUUUUACUUAAUUAUAAAUAGGCAGAGGCCCAUCUCAAAUUUUCAAUUCCAAACAGAUUUCGCAUUAAGAACGUCAGAAGAAACAAUGAGCAUCAACUCCCAGCUUCCAUCUCAUAUAAUUGAGGAAAUUUUCUCCAAAAUUUCCACCGUAAAUUUCUCUUUCUUCCGGGCAGUUUGUAAGGAUUGGAAUCGGUUGAUAUUGAACUGUAGAAUUUCUUCUUCUUCUACUUUGUUCAUCACCUGGCGGCCUCUUCAACCUCGCAUGGAUUGUGUCGACUUUCAUCACAAAUUCUCUCAAGGCAUGAAUGUUUUGUCUUCGUUUACAUUUGAUUUUCCUAUUUCCUCGGAUACUCAAAUCACAAAUUCAUGCAAUGGGCUGUUGUGUAUUAUAGAGGAAAACAAAUAUUAUAAGA